Molecule: messenger RNA, 1851 nt
Organism: Phoenix dactylifera (date palm)
Lineage: Eukaryota; Viridiplantae; Streptophyta; Magnoliopsida; Arecales; Arecaceae
Product: protein LIGHT-DEPENDENT SHORT HYPOCOTYLS 4-like
Biological process (GO): mRNA transcription; response to light stimulus
Cellular component (GO): nucleus
Source: RefSeq, a predicted model, not a curated record
CCCCCCUCUCUAUCUCCAAGAGAAAAAGGGAAGAACAUAAAUUUUUGUCUCUGAUCCCUCCCUUCCUCUUUUAGGCCAAACAAACUAUCCACCGCCUUCCGAACUCCUUCUGAGACCAGAAGUUUGGAAUCCAUCAGUGCCAGAACCUCUCAUCAUGUUCUCUAGCAGCAGCAGUCACCAGUACAUCCACAAGUGAACUCCCCACUUGAUAAAAGAGAGCCAAAAAAAGAGUAAGAUUCCACACUCCUCUCCUCAAAUCCUCCCUCAAGCCCUAAAUAGGAUCCACUCUCCAUCUCUCCCCACCAACCCCCCAUCGGAUCAUUCUAGCCCCUCUAGAUCUGUUCAGCAGAUCGAUCACAGCCACCUAGCACAUCCAACCUCCCAUCCAUAUCACCAUCGCCCUAAAAAAGCAAGAGAGCUUCAACCAGCAGCCAUGCCCACCAUCAAAUGAAUUAUAUCGCUACAUACAUAUUCAUGUUGCUCUCUCUCUCUCUCUCUCUCUCUCUCUCUCUGUAUGUAUGUAUGUGUCUGAAAAAUAGAAACAAAUCCCUCAGCAUGCACCAAAUCCCAGAUCAAUCAUCAUCAUUUCAUUAUCAAAACUAAUAUAUUAAGUAUAUUUAUUUAUUUAUAUAUAGGACCCCCCCCCCUCCCCCUCCCCGUCUAGCAAAGAAAGGAGAAGAGCAGGAAAAGCUGCGAAAAAAGAGGAGAUAAUUUACCGAGAGAGAGAGAGAGAGAGAGAGAGGGAGGGAGAGAUCGGAGUUUGGUACACCUUCCACGAUAUAGGACCAUGGAAAUAGUACCCAACCCAAAUAGGUCUUCUUCAGAAGGCUUGGUCACCAGCACCAACGCCUCCUCCUCCGCCACCGCGACAGCCUCCAGUCCCGGCUCCUCCUCCCCCUCUCCCAGCCGCUACGAGUCCCAGAAGCGCCGCGACUGGAACACCUUCGGCCAGUACCUCAAGAACCACCGGCCGCCGCUCAGCCUCACGCGUUGCAGCGGCGCCCACGUCCUCGAAUUCCUCCGCUAUCUGGACCAGUUCGGCAAGACCAAAGUCCACACCCAGAUGUGCCCCUUCUUCGGCCACCCCAACCCCCCCGCUCCCUGCCCAUGCCCGCUCCGCCAGGCGUGGGGCUCCCUCGACGCCCUCAUCGGUCGCCUCCGCGCCGCCUACGAGGAGAACGGCGGCAAGCCCGAAACCAACCCCUUCGGCGCCCGCGCCGUCCGCCUCUACCUCCGCGAGGUCCGCGAGAUGCAGGCCAAGGCUCGCGGCAUCAGCUAUGAAAAGAAGAAGCGCAAGAAGCCACCUCCGCAGCCGCACGGCGGCGGCGCCGGCCCCUCCGACCAUCCCCACAGCCCCCCACCGGCCACCGGUGCAACAGCCUGAUCGUUCCACGAGCUCGAGUGCCGGCCUUACCUACCAUCCCUCAUAUUGGUAUGUCUAUCUGCACAAUAUUGUAGUUGUAGCCCAGACUAGUAUCUUGCUCCCUAAACUGCUGCUGUCAAACUACUGAGAGUUGCUGUUGUUAGUGGCAGCAGUUGUAGCAGCACGAGCUGCUGCUGCUGCUGCUGCUGCAACAUUAGCGCUGACCAGUAGUAGUAAUAAUAAUAGCAGCAGCAGCAGCAGCGGCAAGAAGUUGUGAUAAGGAACGACGGAGUACUGUACUUUGGAACGGAUAGGUCAUUUCUUACUACAGAUUAUGUGCUUGAGAUCUUAUGUAUGGAAGGUGAAAGAUCUUUGAACAUCAUGUGUCCGCUCACUGCUUUCGGUUUGUUUCUUUUUAAGGAAUUAAAGUAGUGAUCCACGGAAGCUCUCUAGCUACCUUUGAGAUCAUGAGUCAGUACUGUAGAGAA